GGGGCAGCGGCUGGUGUUCCUCAGCCUUUUAAACAUGAAGGGGGAAGAGCCACAGUCAAAAGAAGUAAAAUAACAACAACAACAAAAAAAGCGCUGAGAUGGAAGGAGGUCGGAAGUGUUGCGAGACUAAAAACCAGCCCUAGUUGUGGUGGAAGAACCUUGGAGAGAAACUGAUUAAAGGAUGGCUCGAUGCUAACAAACUUCUUGAAUACAAGGUCUUAUUUGAAGAGAUGCACCUGACUUCUGCUUGCCUAAAGUUUGAAAAGUCACUUGAUUGCAAGAGAGAAUUUACAGAUGUGCAGAGUUUAGAGGAGUGCUAAUAUUCGGUCCAUUCUGAAGGAAAAUUCCUUGGAUGACAGUGUGAUUCAAGAGAUAAAAGCAGUCCAACACCAGCUGGUAAAGGAGAUAGCACUGCAGGAGUGGCUGUGCACACGGGGUUUGGAACAUUACUAUCACGUGUUGAAAUCACUAGGGUACGAAACUGAACCGAUCUGGUACAGUUUGGCCGUGAGUCACAGAUACCUCUCAGGCUGGGGCUACUUCUACGGCGAUUACUGGAAGUUUGGUGGGAAGGACCUCCAGCUUUCAAGGGGACACCUGGAGUGGGAGCACAAAGUUAAGUUUGUUCACAACUUAGCCCAGAGGCGCUGAAUUGAAAAGUGGUCUAUGGUGGGAGCAGUGUUUUUUGCCUCUAGCGUCACACUUUGCACUGUAAGAAGAGACCUGAUGAUUGUCGUCAUUGGUGGAAUUGCAGUUUCCAUCAUAGCUUUCUUCUUUACUGUGAAGUUUCUUUACGAGCUCGUGGCACGGGUAAUUAAUUUUCUUCAGAAUGACAACAGAGGAAGGCAGGGGAACCGUACCAUCUAUGACUACGUCCGUGGAAACUACCUGGAUCCAAGGUCAUGCCUAGUCACCUGGGAUUGGAAGGAUCCUCAAGAAGUAGGGCGCAUCUUGACCUUUAGAGUACAUUUGUUCUAUAAGAAUGGACAACCAUUCCCUGCGCAUCGCCCAGUGGGUUUACGGAUUCACAUCUCACACAUGGAACUUGGUUUAGAUGUUCCUAUUACACAGGAAGUUCUUCAGGCACAGAAUAAUAAUGUGGUGAAGGUGAGCUUCACAGUGAGGAAGGCAGGAAGGUACGAAGUCAUUGUCAAACUUGGAGGACUGAAUGUUGCCUACAGCCCAUACUACAAAACAUUUCAACCUGGAAUAGUGUUUCCAGCAAAAACAAAAAUCCUUUACCACUUCUCCACUCUGGUACUGACAAGUGGGCAGGAAUACACAUUGCAGAUUGCCCCUCGUGAUGAGUACGAUAACCCAACAAGUAAUGCACUGGCCAUUGCUGACCAAGAUAAUUACAAGGUGCAAGUAAAAGAGCUUGGAGCCAAUGAAAAUGAAAUAUCAGAUGUUUUAUUUAACAAAACCAUUUCUUCAAAUAAGACCAUGUGCCUGGUGCUUCUGAACCUAACCUUGUGGAGAAGAGGUUGCUUUCGGGUAUCCGUUAUGUACUGGGAUCAAUUGAUUGGUAACGGGGAGUUUGACAUCAUCAUUCUUAGUGAAAACGAGAAGAAUAUAGUAGAAAAGAAUGUAUCAACUCCAGGCAGCAGUGUGUAUUUUGAGGCGUACUUGUACAGCACAACAAAUUAUGCUCAUUCACAGUGGCAAUCAUCACCAGUUGCAUAUGCCACUGUGAGUCGACACCAAUCGACCACCACGGAUGAGGAAGACGAUGAUAAAGAUGGGGAUCAGGAAAAUCAAACAACUGAGAAAGUGAAGAAACCCAAAAAGGUUUAUUGUUACAUAUCAUCAAAGCAAUUCUCGGUGAAGGAAUUUUACCUGAAGAUCAUUCCAUGGAGACUUUUCACUUUCAGAGUAUGUCCAGGAACAAAGUUUUACUACCAUGGUCUAGACCCAGUGCAUAAGUUCCUAACACUAGUGGUGGAUGAUGGCAUACAACCUCCUGUGGAACUUAGUUGCAAAGAGAGAAACAUCAUGGCAGCAACAUUUAUCCGUUUCUUGCAUAACAACAUUGGGGGUUCUGAAACAUUCCAAGAUAAAGUGAAUUUCUUUCAGCGGGAACUCCGUCAGAUGCAUGUGAAACGACCACAUACAAAGAUUGUACUUAAAGUCAGCCGCCACAAUCUCCUUGAGUCGUCCAUGAAAGCCACACGAAAUUUCUCAGCCUCUGAUUGGAGCAAGAAUUUCGAGAUUAUUUUCCAGGAUGAGGAAGCACUGGACUGGGGUGGACCACGCAGGGAAUGGUUUGAGUUGACCUGUAAAGCUCUCUUUGACACAAGUAAUGCCCUGUUCAUGCACUUCAGUGACAAUAACCAGGGACUAGUGCACCCAAACCCAGAACGGCCAUCUCAACUCCGACCAAAGUUAUAUGAGUUUGCAGGGAAAGUAGUUGGAAAGUGCUUAUAUGAAUCUUCCCUAGGUGGGGCUUACAAACAGCUGGUUUGUGCUCGCUUCACCCGUUCCUUCUUGGCACAAAUUAUUGGACUCCGGAUGCACUAUAAAUAUUUUGCAACAGAUGAUCCAGAAUUCUACAAGAGUAAAGUUUGUUAUAUAUUGAAGAACGAUGUGAGUGAAAUGGAUCUUGUUUUUGCUGAGGAAAAAUAUAACAAGUCGGGACAUUUAGAAAAGGUUAUAGAGCUGAUAGCUGGAGGUGCCCAGGUACCAGUAACCAAUGACAACAAGAUAUUCUACUUGAACAUGCUUGCACAAUACAGGCUAGCCAAUCAGGUGCGCCAGGAAGUGGAGUGUUUCCUUAAAGGUUUGAAUGAGUUAAUUCCUGAAAAUCUCUUGGCAAUAUUUGAUGAAAAUGAAUUGGAGCUAUUGAUGUGUGGGACUGGAAACAUCAAUGUACCUGAUUUCAAGACUCAUGCUGUCAUUGUUGGAGGGUCCUGGCACUUCCGAGAGAAGGUAAUGAAGUGGUUCUGGACAGUGGUGUCCAGUUUCACUCAAGAGGAACUUGCUCGGUUGUUGCAGUUCACAACGGGCUCUUCCCAGCUGCCUCCGGGAGGAUUUGUGGCAAUGUGCCCAUCUUUUCAGAUCAUUGCAGCACCCACGCAGAGUUCCUUGCCCACAGCUCAUACUUGCUUUAACCAGUUGUGCCUUCCAACUUAUGACUCCUACGAAGAGCUGCAUAAAAUGCUAAAACUGGCUAUUAAUGAAGGCAGUGAAGGGUUUGGAAUGCUGUAAUUCUGAGGCUUUUUAGGAUGCAAUGACCAAUCCAGUUGCAGAUAGUACAGGAUCCAGGAUCUGGCCAGUUAGAGAUCAGAGAUCGCCAUGGAUUUUCCCCAUCUGCCAAAUGGACAUGGAUUGAGCAAUGAUUCUAACUUGAGCCUUCAGUCACCGGACAAGCAGGUUUGAAAGAUGUUGAGAAGUCGAUGUGCUACAGUUAAUGUUUUCCAAACAGCUUGGCAAGCAACUGGGCAGACAAAUGCUCAGUUCCAAAAUGAAGCAGAGGUUUCACAGAAUCCACAGUCAAAGUGAUCCUUCUGUGUUUAUCUGAUUUACCAAUGGCUUAACCUGGGAGAGCCUUUGAAGAGUUUAUCAUCUGACUGGAAGUUUGAUGGAAAUAAGAAGAGCACUCUGAAUGCACUCAGUCACCAAGCUCUUUGUUAAACGCUGUAUGUAGCAAACAGCAUUCUGUGUCCACCAUCGUUUUCUCUCUACAGCUGAAAAAGGGCUUGCACCUGGACUUCCAGUCUCAAGCUACUAAGAAUUCUGAUGGCCUUGGAGGGUUACCCUAUGGGAUGAAGCACUCAAUUGGAAAGGAAACCACAAGUAAUUCUGGAUUCUGUGCCCUAUCUCCCAAAUUCUUCCAUUAACUAGACUUUAAUCAAGCUGUUGACUUCUUCUCAUUAUGACUGAGCUUUACAGCCAACCUCAAAAACUUCAAAAUGCUGCACAUUUCCUGAGUUGUUCUGUUGUUAUUGACCCACCACAGUUCAUUUCAGCCAAACACAGGGUCAUGAGUGAGAAAUAACAGUUCUGAUGCAAGAUUUUGUUCAAGUGUCCAGAUGGAAUUUUGGGAAGUAUAUUGUUAAAUAAUUCUGGUAAGGAAGUGGAAGAACAAUGAAUUGAUUAAUAAUGAAGAGUUUGAGAUGUGGAAGUACUACAUGUCUCCAACAGAUUUUUGUAAAUAGAAUACUGCACAUUACCCACAGAAAGUUCCAGAGAUCUCAAGACAACAUAAGCAAGCCUCCCUUCCCUGCACCAUCACAUUUCACUAUUGUAUAUCAUAUUCCCUAAAAGAUUGCAUUAGGAACAUUGUUAUGAGGACCUCUUUAGGAAGAAGUAAUUGUAUUAUGUGGUUGAGAUGCAUGUUGUGUCAGGUUGUGGUAUAUUACAGAUAAUUUGAAUGGGAAGUUAGUAAAUUAUUGUCAAGUGUAAGCAAGUGUGUUGUUUAAAGACAGGUUUUCUGUAUAGCUGAAGACCAACUAGGCUGCAUUGAUCCAGCUUUUUUUAAUUACAGGGAUAUUGCAAAGUGAAAAGAGGGCAGAGUAUCUUUGACUUUAAUAUUUCAGUUAGAGAACAGCUACUGGGUACAUAAUCAGCAACAGAUAGAACAAAAGGUGUGUUCAAAAUAGUGUUCCUUGUCCCUUAUCUAUCUCAACCUUUUUCUGUCUUCUACUCUGGUGUCAUACAAUGUGCCAGGAAAAAGGAAGCACAGCAGUUGUGUUUCAUUAAUUUUCUCUUUCUCACACUUGCACAAAAUGAAAUCCGGACUUGCUAUCCUUGACAUUCCUCCACCACACUUGUCUAAUUACACUGAGACCUGGCCAUGAAGGGAUGUGGCUAUAAUUAGUCAAGGUAUAUUUAUGGCUGUAACAUGACUGCAAAAUACACAAUUAAGAAAAAAUGCAAGAAUGAGUUUGAAUACAAUUAAUUUAUUACAAAUAAAGACAGUUCUUUUUAAACUCUUUCACAAUUGCCUUAGACAUUAACUAAUGAUCUUGGAGUUCUAAGGUUUUGAAAAUCAUAAUUUCACUUGCAGUACAUAGUCCAUUGUAACAAAGAGGAAAUUUACAUUUUCCAAAACUCAUCCAAAAAUAUAUGGCACAAAGUACUCUCAUUCUCAGUGACAUAUUCUUGAGACUGUACCUCUCACUCUUUCUGCUCUUUAUCUCUUUUAAUUUCUGCCCUCUCCCACUUUUUAACUUUUCUUUUAAUCAAUGUUUUCCUUUUUUCUUUUCACUGCUAUGUUUUUAUUCUAUGCCUCUUUCUUCUCUCUCUCUCUCUCUCUCUCUGUCCAUAUCAUGAUCCUUCUCUCUAUCCACCUCUCAAUCCUAUUCCUUCACUCCCACACUCUUUUCUUGCUCUCUUGCAGUCUUUCUUGUUCCUAAACACUUACCUGCGCACAUGCAAUCUCAAUCCCUGCCUGACACCCACUCUCAUGAAUGAAACGCGCCCUCGCAUUCUCUUGCUCCCUCUGCUGCACACUCUCAUACUGUCUUGCUCCCUCUCUUGUGCUCCCCAUGUCAUGUGCUCCAACAGUUUCACUCUUAGCCUCAGCCUUUGCCUCCUUGUGCUCCUCCUGCCCCUGACCCUAGUGCUAGCUUUACCACCCUGCCACUUGCACUGUUAGAUGCCCGCUCUCUGGCCUCACGUGCAGUUGUGCUUCACCUCACCCUUGCCCCACUGCUUCUGGCCUCACGCACCUGCUCCUUCUGUCUCCCCCAUGACACAUUACGUGGGUAAUCGAUUUCUGAAGCUUAUCGCUGCUGCUACAACAAUUCAUUAUUUGUUGUUGGAAUGUUGCUCACCUGCAUUUGGACAGUGCUGCCUAUCAGUUCAUAAUCUGAAUCUGUCUGGUAUUUACCUGCCCAUACUGGUGAAUGACUUUACAAAUAUAAAUUGUUCUUUUUUAAAAAAAAAUGCACUUUACAAUGUGAGGAAACAAUUUUGCUUCCAAGGUUCUUUCCCCCUCAGUACAGCUUGCCUUAUAAUAAACAUUUCAGAUUGUUUUCAAUAGACUGACCAGUGACCUUACAACAACAGCUCUUAAAGUUCAGAGAUGUUCUCCUUUGCUGAGCUGGGAGUGGCUCUUCCAUUUAUGAGGGCUCCUUCAUCCCAGGUGAAAACACCAGCAAUUUAUAACUUCGUAUGACAUAUAUUCUGAUGAAGGAUUCUAGCCUACAUGUGUAAUUGUGAAAUUAUAAUAAUCACUGGCCAGAAUUUCAAAUUCAGUUCUCUAAUACAUUAUCCCAAACCCAGAAUUGGUGCCUUAAAAAAAAACUAGUUUUGAGAGUUUGAAAAUUAUUCUGAUCUGCACCAAGGUGUCAAUGGAAUGAGAGGGGUGUUCUUUAUCACAGUAUAUCCCACCAGAGGUGCAGCAUUAGUACGAAGAAAUUUUGGAUUAGAAAUCGACACCAAAACUGAUUCCAAAGAGAAAGUGAGGAGCUCUGAUUCUGAGAACUGUUUUGGCAUCAGAUUGACUCCUGAAAUUAGAUUGCACGUAAUGCUCGGAUAUAAUUUUUGAACACAAAUCUCACAAGUGACCAUGCAAAGCUAUGAAAUCUUUAUCUCCCUGGAACUGAGGCCCAGAAAUAGUCAAGCAAAGUAGCACAUUUUUAUGUCAAUUAUGCACUGGUUAGGGGAUUCUUUAAUUAAGGUAGAAACUGUUAUGUCAAGAAGGGAAGCAAUGUAUUCAGUGCAACCACUGACUGGACUACACACCUAUGGAUCUCUUCUGUUCAUUCCAGUCAAUGGAGUUUGUCUGCUAUCUUUCUCUCUUGAAAAUGUUGUGUGUCUUGUUUUCAAUACAAAACUCCAUUUUAGUAGAUAAGCCACUUAUAACAGUCAUAAACUCCAAAGUUAUUAUGUGAAAAAGCAAUUCAAAUCUAAUUAUGUUCUCAUGUGAAUUAGGCAUUUUUCUGUUUACUUAACUUUAAUGAAAUGAUGCAUUACAGAUCCAAACAGGAAAGCAACCAAAUAUUUAAAAAUAACCAGGAUAUAAAUAUAUUCUUUAAAGAAAAUGAUUUACACUGAUUUACCUUUUGGUAAAAUUAAACUGCAUUUUCUUAAAAUUUAUAAGAAGUUGCAUAAACAGUUGUGGAUUUGCACAGUAAUUUGACAUACUUUAUUAGACUAAGGGUCUAUGGGUAUGAUCACUGGUUUAUAGAUGCUAUUUUACUAGUUGAGAUGUGUUGCAGUCUUAAUUUUCUUGUAUAUCCAUGAGGUGAUUAUGAAGGAGACUGUUGGGGAGAGAAUUAAGGUCAAGAAUCUCGGAGAAAGUGGGAUAGAGGAGAGAUGAGGCGGGAGAUAAACUAAUAUUCUGGCACCAUGACAAGUUUUGUGGAGGUGAGUUUUCAAUAAAAGGAGCUAAGUAUUUUUGUCAAGGAAAGGUUUAUAUAAGAUUGUAGGGGAGACCUAUGCAAUACUCUGAGUGACUUUAUUGAGAGGGAUGGUGUGGAGUGGUGAGAGAAAUGCAGGAAUUAGCAAUGAAUAUUGCUGUAGAAGAUGAUAAUUUCCUUUCCAGGACUGUCAUAACAUUGAUAUACGAUGAAUUUGUCAACAGUGAUGGAAGAAGUAACCAUAGAUGUUUAUCCCUAAAAUGAGGAGGCGCAAUCACAUUGAAGAGUAAACUUAACUCUUCGCAUUUUCUAUCUGGCAAUUCAAAAAUAUCAGUUACAUAGCACAAUUUUCCAGUUACUGAGCAGAUACAUUUACUGCUGUUAUAGAAUACUUUGCAGACUCAGUUGAUGCAUUGUUGCCAGAGGAAAUUCAUACACAUUAGAAAACUACACAGACUAGGGCUUUUAAAUUGGCAGACUUAAUAAAAAUUGUAAUUUUUGUUUUCUUUUAGCCUUUAGUGUUGAAGUCAAAGAGGAUGUGUCUUUCUGUGCUGACAGCUAUAAAUUUAAUUUUGAAAGUGCACAGAAACAGGUUGAUUUGUGAUAUGAGACUGCAUGGGAUUUUUUUUUAUUAAUCAGGGUUUAUUAGUUUCAACACCACCAUUCAAGUGGAAAAUACUUGCCUCUAUGUGGAUCCCCUUGUUAUAUGAUAGGAAGAGAAAUGCAGGUGUAAAAAUAGAAAAUGAAAGUAUUGGGAAUGCACUGCAGUUCUGUCAACAUGUUGAACAAUAGUAUAAAAUGACAGAAUGGGUAUUUUGCAAAUUGAAAGUUUAAUCAGUUCCAUUUUCUAAUUCUGAUAAAGGACCUGGGUAUAAAUUGUUAAUUUACCCUUUAUUAUGACUAUGGACAAAUUGUGUACUUCCUUUAUUCACUGUUUUUUAAUUAAAAUUUUAUGGGCUUUGCCCAUUGUUGGACUAUUCCAAGGGGUGUGGGAGUCUUCUGUUUUAAUCCAUCACAUUCAUUGCAGACAUAGUUGGAUGACAGGGACAUAAGGUGUGUCAGCUAGCCAGUACUGAUCCAUAUCUUAUUUGUCUGUUCAGAAAUGGAUUGAAAUAAAUUUGUUUUAAUUUGCAACACAGCCUGAGUUCUGCUGUAAAUGGGACUUGCUUUAAUAAAUCUUGAUUGUUGCAGUACUGAGCAGUGGCAAGUGGUCACGCCCUGCAGGGGUUUCCCACCCUGUAUCUUGGGAGCAAUAUAAUAACUGAAGGCAUUGAUGUUUAUGAAAAUGUGUAUAAUCCCUUCCUAGUUCCCUUUCCUAAUACUGGAGAUUUAUGAGUCAUCUUUGCUCAUUCCAGAGCAUUAAUACAAUCAAGUUAUACAAUAUGAUAUUGUGGAUAUCAUUAGCGGUAAGCUAAAGAUUUAAUGAUGGGGGGACUGCUGCCAGAACGACCAUGAUACCACCUGCAAAGCUCCAGUACUUACUGCUCAUUGGUUAGUAAGGAGCUGAUAUUGGAGAAUAUGUGAAAUAACUGGAAGAACCUGAACUUUGCUUACAGAAUGCACUGGAUCAUGUAUUGCCCCCUUUAGUAUAUUGGUAAAUGUUUUCACAUAGCACUAGUACUGACAUACCAGGAUGGUUUUAAUAUCGUAACAUUACAUAGUGUUUGGUUGUGAACUGAAUGUUAAUUAUUUAUAAAAGAUGAAUACAGAUACUUUUAUAUUCUGAGAAGAAUGCUUGAUGGUAUGGAUACCCUUGAAUUUUUUCUGAAUAUUUAUACUGUUUA
Messenger RNA from Pristis pectinata (smalltooth sawfish), 9088 nucleotides. It is a transcript of the gene arel1, whose product is annotated as apoptosis resistant E3 ubiquitin protein ligase 1. Bases 667 to 3204 code for a protein of 845 amino acids. The transcript has 23 exons. Gene Ontology annotation, biological process: protein polyubiquitination; positive regulation of protein catabolic process; negative regulation of apoptotic process. Gene Ontology annotation, molecular function: ubiquitin-protein transferase activity. The record is from RefSeq and is a predicted model, not a curated record. NCBI's taxonomy places the organism in Eukaryota, Metazoa, Chordata, Chondrichthyes, Rhinopristiformes, Pristidae.